Parascedosporium putredinis is the source of this 1509-nucleotide messenger RNA. The record is from the annotation of a GenBank genome assembly. NCBI's taxonomy places the organism in Eukaryota, Fungi, Ascomycota, Sordariomycetes, Microascales, Microascaceae.
AUGGGCAAGGAAAAGUCGGGAGUCGACCCGCGGUCGUGGGAUGCGGUCAACCUCCCCGACUGGAUGAAGUCCUACGCUUCAAGCAUGGGCUACAGAAAGAUGACGGCCGUCCAGGCUAGUUGUCUCCCGCAGUUCCUCGAGAAAGGCGCAGACGUUGUAGUAGAGGCCGUGACGGGAAGCGGAAAGACGUUGGCUUUCCUCAUGCCCACCGUCAAUAAAGUUCUCGGCGUCGAAGACCUCAAACGUCACCACAUCGCCGCCAUCGUCGUUAGCCCUACGCGAGAGCUCGCCACCCAGAUCCAUUCCGUCCUCGUCUCGAUGCUCGAGUUCCACGAACCCUCCGCCCAGCUCCUUCCUUUCCUCCAAGAGGAGGAGAAACGCCCCGAUGCGACGUGUCCUGUUGUCGUUCCCCAGCUUCUCGUCGGCGGAACCACCACACCUGCCCAGGAUCUCGCCUUCUUCCUGAGGCACUCGCCCAACUUGCUCAUCGCGACCCCGGGCCGCCUCGUCGAACUUCUUGCCUCUCCAUAUGUCCACUGCAAAGGCGCGGCCGGCUUUGAGGUUCUCAUUCUCGACGAGGCCGACCGCCUCCUCGACCUCGGCUUCAAGCCGGAUAUACAAAGGAUCCUCGGUCACCUUCCCAAGCAGCGUCGCACGGGCUUGUUCAGCGCGUCCGUCUCUGAUGCCGUGAGCGAAAUUAUUCGCGUCGGCUUGAGAAAUCCCGUCAAGAUCACCGUGCGAGUCAAGAGUCUGAAAGACGGCGGCAUCAUAGAAGACCGCAAGGUCCCUGCUAGUCUGCAGCUGUCCUACCUCAAAGGGCCGGCUAGCCACAAGCUCCCUCUUCUCUGCCAGCUCCUCGAGAAGCUGGCGCAAAGACCGCAGCGAAGCAUGAUCUUCUUGUCCACCUGUGCCGCCGUCGACUACUUCCAACACGUACUGCCUCUGCUCCUUCCCGAGGGCUUCUCGCUCGUGUGCCUUCACGGCAAGCACCCUUCCAAGCCUGCCAUACAAGUGUCCGAUAACGACGCCGCCUCCGCGUCCGAGCGGAUACGCCAACUCGUGCGCACGGAUCGCGCUCUCUAUGACAAGGCGUCCAAAGCUUUUGUCUCGUGGGUGCGCAGCUACGCCAGCCAUCAGGCCGCUUCCAUCUUCCGCGUCGCUGACCUCGACUGGGCGGACCUCGGCAACGCCUGGGGUCUCCUCCGGCUUCCCAAGAUGCCGGAAGUCAAGAGCUGGGAUGGCGACCGCCUGCUCGGCCAGGAGGUGGACUGGGAAACGUACUCCUACAAGGACAAGGCGCGCGAGAAGCAGCGUAUAGAGACGCUCGAGGCGGAAAAGGAGGCCCGGGCCAAGGGCGAGUUCCCAGACGCCGCCAACAAGGCCAAGAAGAGGAAGAAGAAUACCGAGGCAUGGAGCGGGAAGCUAGAGAGGGAGAGGCGGAGAAACAAAGCCGUUGACAAGGUCAAAGCAGCUGACGCGGAUGCCGAGUUCACUGGGUUUGACGAUUGA